This is a messenger RNA of Ziziphus jujuba (common jujube), 935 nucleotides long. RefSeq names its product auxin-induced protein 22C. The coding region runs from base 82 to 711 and encodes 209 amino acids. Gene Ontology annotation, cellular component: nucleus. NCBI's taxonomy places the organism in Eukaryota, Viridiplantae, Streptophyta, Magnoliopsida, Rosales, Rhamnaceae. The transcript is spliced from 3 exons. The record is from RefSeq and is a predicted model, not a curated record. Gene Ontology annotation, biological process: regulation of DNA-templated transcription. Gene Ontology annotation, molecular function: protein binding.
CCAUACAAAUUACCCAAAAAAAAAAAAAAAAAAAGAAGAAGAAGAAGGAGAAAUACCUAGACCCCUUUGUUUUGGAAAAAUAUGGCAAAACAAGUUUCGGAACUUGAAAUUACGGAAUUAAGGUUGGGUCUCCCCGGUGGUGGUGGUGGUGGUGGUGGUACAAGUCUUUUAGACAAAAAUGAAAAGAAAAGGAUGUUCUCGGAGAUGGCCGGAGACGGGAAUAGCGCCAAUUCAGGUAGUACUGGCUGUGCUGAUCACCGGAAAAGCCAAACGAAGAACCAAGUUGUUGGGUGGCCUCCAGUGUGUUCUUAUAGGAAGAAGAAUAGCUUCAAUGAGAAAGAUAUUCAUGCAGGAAGGUUUGAAACCAAUUCCAAAAUGUACGUCAAAGUUAGCAUGGAUGGUGCACCUUUUCUUCGUAAAAUUGAUAUGAGCAUGCACAAAGGAUAUCCAGAUCUUGCCGUUGCAUUGGACAAGCUCUUUGGCUGCUUUGGCAUCGGGGAGGCGUUGAAGGAUGGAGAAAGUUGUGAAUUUGUACCCAUUUAUGAAGACAAAGACGGAGACUGGAUGCUAGUAGGAGACGUCCCCUGGGAGAUGUUUAUUGAAUCAUGCAAGAGGCUAAGAAUCAUGAAGAAAUCAGAUGCAAAGGGGUUUGAACUGCAGCCCAAAGGAUUUCUUAUCAAGGGAACUAUGAAAGAUCAUGAAGCUAAAUAACCAAGCUCCUCUGGAAAUUAUAAUGGAGUUGAUUUUCUCGUCUGGCGUGAAGUCAAAUUUUUCGUUUGUUUAUUAACUAUUUCUUGUUCUUAAGUAUUAAGCAGAAAAUUCUCCUUUCAAAUUGCAAAUGUGAGACUUAAUUUUUGAUUUUAAGGUUGGCACAGGACCACUAGAUAGGAUGAUAAUUUGCCUAUUCAAUUUACAUGAAAGCUUUUAGACGUUCA